CGCGUUAGACUCUCCUUCUCUACAGUCUUACUGGUCUCCCUGCUCAAAUUAGUCGUUAGUUGCCAGCACGCCAGUGACCGCAGUAAUGAGGACGAACGCGAAGAAGUGAGGACAGUUGUCACGAAGAACCUGUUGCUUUCCUACGAGAUAUCUUUUACACAUAAAUGCAGUCAGCUGCAGUCAGUAUAGCUUACAGUGUUUCUUCGCGAUUUUCAAGUGAUUAUAAAAUUUACGAUCAAAGGUGUCUAGAAUGGCAAGUGAAGACCAAAUCAGAUAUGCUCUUCACAAAGCGAUAGAAGCUAGAGACGAGAAGCUCGUCCAGGAUCUUGUAAAAAUUGGCUGCAAUGGUAGAGAUUGUGAGGGCAGGACACCGUUGCACUUGGUGGCGACGAGGCCAUUCGCCCACAAGUCGGGGCAUUCCAAAAGUCGGCGCGAAAAAUUCGUUCCAAUGGAUGAAGAGGAGGUUCAGUCCCGCGUGAGAAUCGCGAAUCUGUUAAUCAACGCUGACGCCAACAUCAACAGUAAAAGCCACAGCGUUACUGCUUUAACCUGCUGCUCGGUGGUGUUGAAAACUCCCUUGGAAGAAGCUGCUUUAUGUCAAAACGACGCCAUAGUCGAGCUUCUCCUGCAGUACGGCGCUGAGAUCAAUGCCAAAACACAAGGUAAAACCAGUUGCUGCACUGCCUUGCACUCGGCUUUGACUUACUAUCAAGGAAACACCGGUCUCGUGAAAAUGCUGAUCGAUUACGGCAGCGACGUCAACGCCGUCAACCAUCGGGGCAAUACACCGCUUCACUUGGCUGUCGAGCACCCAGAGUAUUGUUCCGCUGAACUGAUUGAAUUAUUCCUGAAACACGGCGCCGACAUUAACGCCAAGUCGCGGCAAACUGGCGACACGGCCCUCCACUUGGUCGUGAAUCGUUUUCGAACAAACACGUACCCCACGAUCACCUCGCCGACAUUUCAUAUUGGUAACGACUUUAUAAACUACGAAUCCCGAGACGUGCCAGAUAUGAAGCUCGUGAAAGUCUUAUUGGAACACGGGAGCGACGUCAACGCUGUCAAUCGUCAGGGCGAUACACCCCUUCACUUGGCUGUGAAGCAUCCGACUCAAUUUUCCGACGAACUGAUUAGAUUGUUUCUAAAAUACGGUGCCAACGUCAACCUCAAAGAACGGCAUACCGGAAACACUCUCCUGCGCUGUGCUGUAACUCACUUUCAAGGCAACGUUAACAUCCUGGAAAUCCUGUUGGAACACGCUGACGUCAAUGCCGUCAACACUGUGGGCGAAACGCCACUCCACUUGGCUGCUAAGAGCACAGCUCGAUGUUCCGUCGAUAUGAUUGAAUUGCUCCUGAAAUACGGCGCCGACGUCAACUUUAAAGCACGAUACAGCGGAAACACCGCUCUGCACUUUGCUGUAAAUAACUUUCAAGGAAAGUUCUACAUCGUGAAAAUACUUUUGGAGCAUGGUGACGUUAAUGCCGUCAACCGUGCGGGCGAAACGCCGCUUCAUUUAGCCGCUAGGAACCCUAAAUGUUCUAUUGAGCUGAUCGAAUUAUUGCUAAAACACGGGGCUGAUGUGGAUAAGAAACGCAAAUCUACCAACGACAGCGCGUUUCAGUUGUACAUCGACGCACAUCUGCCGUCAUCCGUCGAUCCGACGUUGCUAAAGCUACUUUUAUUGGGCAAUGAUCGAGAGGAUCAUAAUCGCACGAGCCCGUUACACGAUGCCUGUCUAUUCCACCGAGUCGACUCGGUUCGUGAGUUGUUGCGGGCUGGUGCUGACCCCGUCGCCAAAGACAGUUUUGGCCAUGUUCCUAUGUUUUACGCUCUUGUUGCACGUCUGCCUACUAAGAUGUACCAUAAGUUUUUAACAGUGAGAUUGCUGAUGGAUUACUGUAUCGACCUCGAUCAGAAAUAUGUUUUCCUUACUAUCGGACAUGACAAGUUUGGCUGGAAAAAAGGGGGUGACAGUAGCGAUAAGUUCAUCAAUAUAUUCUACAAUUACGCAAUCCAGCGUAUGGAACUGAGCAAUGGCCUUGACGGGAGGAUACUGAAAAAAUUUGUUCUCCUUCCGUGUCAGAGAACAUCACAAGACUAUGGGUUUUGGUUUACGAUGGGUAAAUGGUAUAAAGAAUAUCGUAGCAGGUUGGUUGCUGAAUCACAGUACGUCAUCGAGUUGCGGUUGAUGAGAGAUACGAUGGUGGGAAAAAGCGAGAUAUCGUUUUUGGAUUUGUUAGAGGGCAUCAGUGAACAGAAGGUGCUCACAGCUUACGGGAGAAAUUAUAAGCAACUGGCCAAAGACUUUGAGGCUGGCAAGUCCAAGUUCUUACAGUACCAGGGUGUACUGGAGGCCAGUUUUUACAAGGGCUAUAACGAGUGUAUGAAGCUCAUAAAAAAUGGUGCCGGAGCAUUGAGCAUUGCUUUAGGUUUUGGUUAUUCUGUCGAAGUAUGCUUCCGAAAGUACCUUAGUUAUUACAGCAAAGAAGAAUUGGAGCGUUUAAAUGAGUGAUGGUGCUGUUUUCAAUUGAUCGAGUUAAUGGCUGCUGAAAACAUUUGAACCUGAAGCGGCACCUGAAAUGACAAACUUUUCAACAUGUCUGAGCGUUGGUCAGGAUCUUUGAGCUAUUCGAUCAUUAUUAUCGGAGGAUCGUCAAGAUAAAAAUGUUUAGAGCAUGUCAAUUACGAGUAAAUAAUUUUAAAAAGAAAUCCAAGAAUUCAAUUGGAUUAUUUGUUUUUACAUUUAUUUUAGUUGUUUCAAUUGUUUUCUGUGAAAUUAUUUGGUUUCUAAAUAAUAGAAAUAAGACUGUAAGCUAGAAAUAAGAACUCCUAAUAAGACUAGAGUAAAAUGAACAAAUGCAUUGUUUUUAUAGCCAAAUAUCAACGUUAAAGUUUGAGUAUGUACGCAAACAAGCUAUGUUGCAGAGAUAAAUUAUUCUAAAUGACAAGACUUAUUUUGUUAUAAAAAUACAAUAUACAUUUUUUUAUGAAUAAAUGAUUAUUCAAAACUUCAAAAA
This is a messenger RNA of Nasonia vitripennis (jewel wasp), 3020 nucleotides long. RefSeq names its product putative ankyrin repeat protein RF_0381. Gene Ontology annotation, molecular function: protein binding. The transcript has a single exon. Bases 251 to 2515 code for a protein of 754 amino acids. Lineage: Eukaryota; Metazoa; Arthropoda; Insecta; Hymenoptera; Pteromalidae. The record is from RefSeq and is a predicted model, not a curated record.